AUGCCAGGACGGGUCCUGCCGACUUUCACACCUGCCGAGGUUGAAUCGCAUAACAACGCCAAAUCGUGCUACAUCACUCUUGGUCGCAACGUCUACGAUGUCACGGAAUUUGUGGAAGACCACCCAGGUGGUGGUGAUCUGAUUUUGGAUUACGCAGGAAGGGAUGUCGAGGAAAUCAUGAAGGACGAAAUUUCCCACGAGCACUCCGAAGCCGCCUACGAUAUCUUGACGGACUACCACAUUGGAUUUAUGUCGUCGGAUGCAUCCGGAAAGGCACAGACAUCUGGAGUUGAUACUGAGGAGGCAAUUUCUCAGCCCGUCUAUGAGAGCACCGGAAUGUCCCGGGAAGAGGAUCUGUCAAUCGAUACAGACUAUACUCAGGAUUACAAGACACACAAGUUCUUGGACCUCAACAAGCCACUGUUCGCGCAGCUUUGGUACAGCAAUUUCUCCAAGGAAUUUUACUUGGAGCAGAUCCACCGUCCUCGGCACUACAAGGGGGAGUCUCCGCCCCGCUCUUUGGGUCUGGGAGAUUAUGCUGUGGCUGCCGCAUACUGGAUUGGUGGUGUUUGUCUCUGGACGCUGAUCGAGUACCUCAUGCACCGCUUCCUGUUCCAUGUCGACAACUGGCUUCCUGACAACCGAGUUGGUCUGAGCCUGCACUUCCUCCUCCACGGAAUUCACCACUACCUGCCCAUGGACCGCUAUCGACUUGUCAUGCCCCCGACAUUGUUUGUGAUUCUGGCAGCUCCUUUCUGGAAACUGGCCCAUGCCGUCUUCUUCUACGACUGGUUUGCAGCUGUCCAGGUGUUCUGUGGUGGUGUCUUCGGCUACAUCUGUUAUGAUUUGACUCACUAUUUCCUCCACCACCGCAACCUCCCUCUGUACUACAAGGAGCUCAAGAAAUAUCACCUCCAGCACCACUACGCCGACUUCGAGAACGGAUUCGGUGUCACCAGCCGAUUCUGGGAUCGGGUGUUCGGUACGGAGUUGGAGACACCAGCUCCCAAGGGGGUGAAGGCUCAGUAA
Molecule: messenger RNA, 1029 nt
Organism: Penicillium daleae
Lineage: Eukaryota; Fungi; Ascomycota; Eurotiomycetes; Eurotiales; Aspergillaceae
Product: fatty acid alpha-hydroxylase
Exons: 4
Coding region: 1-1029 (342 amino acids)
Biological process (GO): fatty acid metabolic process; lipid biosynthetic process
Cellular component (GO): membrane; endoplasmic reticulum
Molecular function (GO): heme binding; iron ion binding; fatty acid 2-hydroxylase activity
Source: RefSeq, a predicted model, not a curated record